AUGGCUACUCGUGGAGCGUGCGCUGCACUUCUCACUCUGUUUUUCGUUUUCGGUAGGCUUUUCGAACUAGGAGACAGACUAGAAAAAAAAUAGUUUUCAUAUUUUGUAGUGUUGAUAACAAAUACAUCAAACAAGGCACUUCCGAGCGACGUAGUUGAAAGUCGUCAACCAAUGAACAGAGUGGACGAAGAGGGGCAGGGAGAAGCGCCAAACGAGUCAAACAAGUGAGUAGGAGGCGAGAAAGAGAGACGUGAACUCUGAUUUAUGCCAGAAAUGCAGAAGAUGAUGCAGUCUCAUCACUUUUGGAAAGGAUAAAAGUACUCGAAGACGAGCUUUCGUCGCUGCGAACGAGGAUGGAUGAUGCAGAAGACAGAGACGGAAACGCCGGCGCGGAUGAAGUUGUGGCUCCCUUGCCGACUACGUAAGUGUUUGUUUAUCUUAUUUUUCGCAUACGAAAAUAAACAGCCGACUGAAAUAAAUUUACUUUUCCAGAAAGUCAUUCCCAUCCGUUCGGUACCGUAACGAAGAGACGCGAAAACGAAUUCUUAUCACCGGAGGAGCCGGAUUCGUCGGAUCGCAUCUCGUUGACAAACUGAUGCUGGACGGACACGAAGUUAUUGCUCUGGACAACUAUUUCACGGGCAGAAAGAAGAACAUCGAGCAUUGGGUUGGCCAUCCGAACUUCGAAAUGGUUCAUCAUGACGUCGUCAAUCCGUACUUCGUAGAAGUUGAUCAGAUUUACCAUCUGGCUUCCCCUGCGUCACCCCCGCAUUACAUGUAUAAUCCAGUGAAAACAAUAAAAACUAAUACACUGGGAACUAUCAACAUGCUCGGAUUGGCCAAGUUAGUUGUUGUUGUUGAUGCCGUCAUUCAAAAGAUGCUUUCAGGAGAGUGAAGGCGACUGUGCUGCUGGCAUCCACUUCGGAAGUCUAUGGAGAUCCAGAAGUACAUCCACAGCCGGAAACGUACUGGGGACAUGUGAACACUAUUGGACCGAGAAGUUGUUACGACGAAGGAAAGCGAGUGUCCGAGUCAUUGAUGGUCGCCUACAAUAAACAGGAGAAUGUGCAAAUCCGCAUUGCCAGAAUCUUCAAUACUUUCGGGCCGAGAAUGCACAUGAACGACGGCCGCGUCGUUUCAAAUUUCAUAAUUCAGGCUCUUCAGGAUAAACCAAUCACCGUAAGCCUCUCUUUUCUUUCUUUUUCUAUUUUGUUUUCUUUCAGAUAUACGGAAACGGGACGCAAACACGAUCAUUCCAGUACGUGACGGAUUUGGUGGAUGGGCUGAUAAAGCUGAUGAACAGUAACUACUCUUUGCCUGUAAACAUUGGAAAUCCAGAGGAGCACACGAUUGGUCAGUUCGCUACGAUCAUCCGAGACCUCGUUCCCGGAUCGACGAGUGAAAUUGUGAACAUGGAAUCGCAACAAGACGAUCCGCAGCAGAGGAGGCCGGACAUCCGAAGAGCAGCCGAGCAGAUCUCGUGGAAACCGCAGGUGCUGAUGAAGGACGGACUUUUGAAGACCAUCGAGUACUUCCGCGCGGAAAUCGAUCGAAACAAGAGGGGCGGAAAGCCGGUGCCGGAGCCAGUGAGGCACGGCGGACUGGAGAGUCGGCGAUGA
Caenorhabditis sp. 36 PRJEB53466 is the source of this 1619-nucleotide messenger RNA. The record is from the annotation of a GenBank genome assembly. Lineage: Eukaryota; Metazoa; Nematoda; Chromadorea; Rhabditida; Rhabditidae.